Messenger RNA from Puma concolor (puma), 1943 nucleotides. Lineage: Eukaryota; Metazoa; Chordata; Mammalia; Carnivora; Felidae. The record is from RefSeq and is a predicted model, not a curated record.
GCCGGCCGCGGGGUGCGUCGAGGCACCAGCGCUUCGAGCGGCCCCAAAUCCGAUAUUUGAGUACCUGCAAAAUACCAGGUGUAUUGUAGAUGUUUGGAAUAUAGCAGUGAAGAAAACGGAUGAAAGUCUCUGCCCUCAGGAGUUGGUAUUCAAGAAGGAAACAGGCGGUUUUAAAAAAAAAAAAGGUUUAACGUGUAGCCCUAAAGAUCCAGAAACCCAAAGGAACCACUAUUCCUGCUCCACAUAGUCCCAUCCGUAGUGAGGCUGUUUCUGGAAUCUGUGUGAUGACCAAGGUUUUAGGCAUGGCUGCAGUUCGGGUUCCUCGGCCUCCACGGGAGAGGGGGCCUGUGGUGGUUAAAGAUGAGGAAGAGGAAGGGAAGUGCCUUCCUAGCCUGGAGGUGUUCCGCCAGCGCUUCCGGCAGUUUGGGUACCAUGACACACCUGGCCCCCGGGAGGCCCUGAGCCAGCUCCGGGUGCUCUGCUGUGAGUGGCUGAGGCCCGAGAUCCACACCAAGGAGCAGAUCCUGGAGCUGCUGGUGCUGGAGCAGUUCCUGAGCAUCCUGCCCCAGGAGCUCCAGGCCUGGGUGCAGGAGCACUGCCCGGAGAGCGCUGAAGAGGCCGUCACUCUCCUAGAAGAUCUGGAGCGAGAACUGGACGAGCCAGGGCAGCAGGCCUCACCGCCUCCAAAUGAGCAGAAACAGAUGUGGGAGAAGAGGUCCUCUUCAGGAACGGCAAAGUUUCCAAGCAGUGUGCAGCCCCAGUCUGUGGAGACCAGUCACAGAUGCGAAGCUUGGGAGCCCUUGUACAUUCAGGAGACUGGGGAAGAGCAGGAUUUCACUCCAGAGCUGAAACAGAGUCAAGAUCAUAAAUCGAACACCCAGAAUGAGGAAUCAACAGAGAAGCAGAAAAGUUCUGAAGAAUCUCAAGAAUUCAAAAGGGAUAUUAUUCCUGUGAUUAUUGCCAGUAAAUGUGAGUCCAGGUUAGAAAGGCAGUGGGUAAACCUUGAAAAGGAAAGAGGAACAAAAACUCCUCUCCUAGACAAAGGUUCUAAGAAAGGAGAACACACACUGGGGAGAAACCAUAUGUGUGCACCAAAUGUGGGAAAGCUUUCAGCCACAGUUCAAACCUCACCCUUCAUUACAGAACACACUUGGUGGACCGGCCCUAUGACUGUAAGUGUGGGAAAGCCUUUGGUCAGAGCUCAGACCUCCUUAAACAUCAGCGAAUGCACACUGAAGAGGCACCAUAUCAGUGUAAAGAUUGUGGGAAAGCUUUCAGUGGUAAAGGCAGCCUCAUUCGACACUACCGGAUACACACUGGGGAGAAACCUUACCAGUGUAACGAGUGCGGGAAGAGCUUUAGUCAGCACGCGGGUCUUAGUUCACACCAGAGACUCCACACUGGAGAGAAGCCAUAUAAAUGUAAGGAGUGUGGGAAGGCCUUCAACCACAGCUCAAAUUUUAAUAAACAUCAUAGAAUCCAUACUGGGGAGAAGCCCUAUUGGUGUAAUCAUUGUGGAAAAACCUUCUGUAGUAAGUCCAAUCUUUCCAAACAUCAGAGGGUCCACACUGGAGAGGGAGAAGUGCUUUAAGUGUUGAGCAUGCUCUCUGAGUGGUUUUUGAUUUUUCAAGUUUUAGCAUACGGAUCCUAGGGAGAAGCCUAGUAAUUGCGCUAUAAACUCUAGUGGUAGAUUUUGUUUCACUCAACGUCAAGGGUGCCUGAGGAAUGAGUGCUUGGGUGUUGGCACAGUGGGAAGGAGGUCCUGGAGGGCAUCAGGGUACUCACUGCCCACUGGCCAGCUCGCUGGGACGGGGUCCCCCACCACACUUGGGGUCUCCUGAACCAGGCCGGCAUUGCCUUUUCUAUAGUUAAACUGAGUAUAUCCAAUAUAAUUAAGGAAGAAACACUGAAACUGUUUAACUGUUUUAACAUAUAUUCAAGAA